AGGUUGACACCAGCACCAGAUGUCCUGUGACCGGCAAGAAAUUGAAGGUCAAGGACCUCAUCUCGGUGAAGAUGGAUGUGGCGGAUCAGAAACUCCUGGAUCAGGGGGGUGGCAAAGGCGUGUUCUGCUGUGCCGUCUCCAAGAACCCCAUUGUUUUCCAGCAGGCGCUGCUGUUAAAACCCAGUGGCGUGGUGAUCUUAGAAAGUGUCUGGAAAGACAUCGUGGGCAAAGAGAUGAAGUGCCCAGUGACUGGAAAGAAGCUGAAAGGUGAGGAGGACAUCCUGAAGCUCACGACUGGUGGAUCAGGAUUUAGCGCCCACAACGAUGUGGAAGCGAAGUCCUUCUCCAUGAUCCGCAGCGCCACGGGCGACAACCGCACGCAGCAAGGGCAUCUGCCCAGAGCUGGCUUUGCUGGAUUACACUAGAUGUGGAGGCUCCACUGCUGCGUGCCCACGGGCCGUGGCCGCAAAUGAACCGCUGGGUAGUGAUACCCAGCAGCUCUUUUUGGCUGCAGUGCCAAAA
Messenger RNA from Cladocopium goreaui, 522 nucleotides. NCBI's taxonomy places the organism in Eukaryota, Dinophyceae, Suessiales, Symbiodiniaceae. The record is from the annotation of a GenBank genome assembly.